GUUCGCUUCGUGCGGCGGCUGUCCUAAACCCCCAGGUCCCGGCGUCACCAGCCCCCCGGAGCCACGGAUUUGCCCCAGUUACAGACUUGAGGUCACAUUGGGUGCCUAUUCUCGCAUCCGGUAUGAGACCUCCUAACAGCAAAAAGUGCGAGGUGCCUUCACAUGGCCGUCAGAAUGGUGGAGACCAAGCUUUUCAUGGCAAAUGUCAAAGCUGCGAUGGUGUUGAAAAACCAUCUCAUUCUAGAGAGAAUGGUGUUUCGCUGAAAGAACACCGUGGAACAGGCAGUUUUAAUGGUGAUCAUACUGAUGCUUUAUCAGUAGAUGGGGCGAAAGGUUCUCUCACAAUAUCAGGACAUGUUGACAGCGCAGGUUGUGGUCAUGAUGGUUGUCUUCAUGGCAAUAAUGGUAGUUGCAUGGCCUGCGAUGAUCAAGAGUAUGAUAGAGAACAAGGUGGACAUACCCUGGAUGAUCUGUUCUUCUUCAACGAUGAAGAGGAGGAUGAUAUUGACUGGGAACCUUCUGCUCGCCGUGUUGAGAACAGAUGGUUUUGUUUGAACUGUACAGUACCAAACUUGGAUGAGGUUACACAUUGCCAGAAUUGCCAUGAGCUUAAGGGAUCUGAGGUAGCUGGAUAUGAUGAUUUCAAAACUCACAUUUCACAGACAGCUUUGGUAUCUGCUGAUACAGCAUCGCAACUGGUAUCUACAGCCAUUGGCUUUGACGAAAGAAUGUUACUCCACAGUGAGAUCGAAAUUAAACCAAAUCCACAUCCAGAAAGGCCUGAUCGUCUCCGUGCAAUUGCUGCUAGUCUGGCUGCUGCAGGAAUAUUUCCCUCAAAAUGCGCCUUAGUACCUCCUCGAGAAAUCACUAAGGAGGAACUCAUAAGGGUCCAUACUUCAGAUCAUGUUGAAAGCAUCGAGCAGACCAAGAACAUGCUUUACAGUUACUUCACUUCGGAUACUUACGCAAAUGGACACUCAGCAUGUGCUGCGAAACUUGCAGCAGGUCUAUGUGCUGAUCUUGCUAGUUUGAUACUGUCUGGGGGUGUCCGCAAUGGCUUUGCACUGGUGAGACCUCCUGGGCAUCAUGCUGGGGUAAAGCAAGCCAUGGGUUUUUGUCUUCACAACAAUGCAGCAGUGGCUGCAUUAGCUGCACAAAAAGCGGGUGCCAAGAAAGUGUUGAUAGUUGACUGGGAUGUGCACCAUGGAAAUGGCACACAGGAGAUAUUUGAAGGGGACAAAUCAGUUCUGUAUAUAUCAUUACAUCGCCAUGAGGAUGGAAGCUUCUACCCUGGAACUGGAGCAGCACAUGAGGUGGGAGUUCUAGCUGGUGAAGGAUUCUCGGUCAAUAUACCUUGGAGCUGUGGAGGUGUUGGAGACAAUGACUACAUCUUUGCUUUUGAGCAUGUGGUGCUUCCAAUUGCUGCAGAAUUUGCCCCAGACAUCACCAUUAUAUCUGCAGGAUUUGAUGCAGCAAGGGGUGAUCCUCUGGGCUGUUGCGAUGUCACUCCUGCCGGUUACUCUCGGAUGGCGUCCAUGCUAACUGCUUGUUCAGAAGGAAAAUUGUUGAUUAUACUUGAGGGAGGAUACAAUCUUCGGUCUAUAUCCUCAUCGGCUACUGAAGUUGUCAAGGUCCUACUUGGGGAUAGUCCAAGUCAUAGUACAGAUGCAGCUGCACCAUCAAAUGAGGGCAUGCAGACUGUCUUACAAGUUCUGGAGAUCCAGCAAAAGUAUUGGCCAGUUUUGGUUCCAAUCUUUGCAUCGCUCCAGGCAUUGCAGGGGCGGAGUUCUUCCAAAUAUGUUAAUGGGGAAAACAAACUGAAGAGAAGGAUGCUUGCGACAGGACCAGGGCCCGUGUGGUGGAAAUGGGGAAGCAAGAGGCUUUUGUACGAAGUUCUGUUUGAGGGAUUCGGUCCAAGAAAGAGCAAGGCCAAAGGAAAAUGAAGAUGCACCAAUGAAACAAAACCCUAGUUUGUGUAGUGAUGAUAAAGUCGCCUGACUUGCUGGCCUUUCUUGGCAUGGGUAGUGUAGCUUGCUGAUUGGGGUUCCUAGAGCAGAUUAGCUUGCAAACACAGAGCCAUUUUUUUUGACUGAACAAUUGAACUGUGGUCGUCUUCAUUGAUGAUUUUAGACAAAGUUGGACAGCAGUCCUGUUAUGUAGACAUGUGUUAGUUGCUCUAGCAAUGCAUCAAAAUUUACCAUCGCA
Molecule: messenger RNA, 2205 nt
Organism: Lolium rigidum
Lineage: Eukaryota; Viridiplantae; Streptophyta; Magnoliopsida; Poales; Poaceae
Product: histone deacetylase 15-like
Exons: 17
Coding region: 123-1943 (606 amino acids)
Biological process (GO): chromatin organization
Cellular component (GO): histone deacetylase complex
Molecular function (GO): histone deacetylase activity
Source: RefSeq, a predicted model, not a curated record